AUGAGCAAGGACUUUGAUUUUCAAGAUGUUAAUGCAAGUCCAGAAAUACCGAGAGGCAAAUCUGACAACAAUGAUUCUCUAUUCCGAGACUCGUACCAGUUUCCUAUAUCUCCGGAUAUUAAGAACUCAACACUAAAUGCCAAUGACGGUGUUAAUAUUUCUGACGUUUCCCAACUGAAGUUUAGUCCGAUAUACUGUCCAUCUUAUGAUAGUUCGUUAAUAAACAGUAACGAUUUCAAUCUGCUAGACUUCAGCGACGCUUCUUAUGAGAAUCACUCAAGUUUACUUGAUAAAUCGGAUGAAACAACGUGUCACAAUAUAUUGAAACUGAAGGCAAUACCAGAGGUUUCCAUUAGUCAAGUGUCUAAAAGUGAAGAAUCGUUCAAUCGGUCUCUAGAAAAUUUAACUAGUAUUACUGAAAAUGAUGAGAUGAAAAAGUGGUAUUCUUCUGAUACACAAAAACAAGUAACACCAAAUCUUCUGCUAAGAACUAAGAAUUUUAUGAAGAUGCACCAUAGCUGUAUUGAUGUACCUCCAGCUCACUGGAUAUCAGCACCAGUGGCCUUAACACCGAAUCGUGAUCUAGUUCACAGAUGUUCUUCUAUAGAGAAUGAAGUUUGCUUUUUGGUCAGUCAAGUACAGAGUUCAGAUUUCUUCACUUCGGCACAAUAUACUCCGAAGUGUUAUACAAAAUCAUUUACUGAAAUUAAUAAACCACAUUCAUUCCUGAAUUUCGAAGAUAAUGGAAGUUCUGCAGUGGGGGAGGUGCGCAUGUGGAUAAAAAAAAUAAUCGACAACAGCUAG
Schistosoma turkestanicum is the source of this 804-nucleotide messenger RNA. The record is from the annotation of a GenBank genome assembly. Lineage: Eukaryota; Metazoa; Platyhelminthes; Trematoda; Strigeidida; Schistosomatidae.